This is a messenger RNA of Columba livia (rock pigeon), 4984 nucleotides long. RefSeq names its product protein kinase cAMP-dependent X-linked catalytic subunit (gene PRKX). Gene Ontology annotation, biological process: signal transduction; peptidyl-serine phosphorylation. Gene Ontology annotation, cellular component: cAMP-dependent protein kinase complex; cytosol. Bases 429 to 1487 code for a protein of 352 amino acids. The record is from RefSeq and is a predicted model, not a curated record. The transcript is spliced from 9 exons. NCBI's taxonomy places the organism in Eukaryota, Metazoa, Chordata, Aves, Columbiformes, Columbidae. Gene Ontology annotation, molecular function: ATP binding; cAMP-dependent protein kinase activity.
AUCAUGACUAGUUGCUCUGGAUACAAUUGUCAUCACAGAGGAUUAUGACUUCAAGUGAAGCAUAUGUUGCAGAAAAACAGUAAUUUUUAAAGAAGGGAUAAUAGUAAUGGAAAUCUUCCUGAGGGCAAUGAAGAAAUGUGGAAAUAAUCUUGGUGUCAAUUUUAAACAGUAUAGCUUUUUGGAGUGUUCUUUAAGGUGAUCCUUAGAAGUUAAGGAAGAGGAAAGUUGUGAUUCCACAAGAUAUAAAGAAAGACUUAAAAAUACUGAGACUUCUUGAUAUGAAGACACAGAGAAGGGAAUAAAAUGUUAAAGGAGCAGAUAGCUGCCUAUAAGGACAUGGACAGAAUACUUAAAGAAGAGUCUCCUUUCCUUUUUUGUCUUCCCCAACUGGAUUUUUUUCUUCUUUCCUCAAAUAGCUCUGUGAGAAGAUGACCAUUCUUUGCAUCUCUUACAAACUGUGGCAUUGGUUGCAUUGUAGAGAGAAGGAAGACAAAAUGCAAAAGUUGAAGGAUAUAAAAAUGUGCACAGAUAAAUACAGAAGGCUUUACCUUCUCAAAGAAGCUGAGUUGGCUUAUUGCACAGGUACCUUUGGGCGUGUUCAUCUAGUGAAGGAAAAAACGGCCAAACGUUACUUUGCACUGAAAGUAAUGAGCAUUCCGGAUGUCAUUCGACUGAAGCAAGAGCAACAUGUGCACAAUGAAAAGUCAGUCUUGAAAGAGGUCAACCACCCCUUUUUGAUAAGAUUAUUUUGGACCAACCAUGAUGAACGCUUUUUAUACAUGUUAAUGGAAUAUGUGCCAGGAGGAGAACUUUUUAGUUACCUGCGCAACAUGGGACGGUUCAACAACAGCACAGGACUGUUUUAUUCUGCAGAAAUUAUUUGUGCAAUAGAAUACCUGCACUCCAAAGAAAUAGUUUACAGAGACUUAAAACCUGAAAAUAUACUAUUAGAUAAAGAAGGACAUAUCAAGCUUACUGAUUUUGGAUUUGCGAAAAAACUGGUGGACAGGACAUGGACGCUCUGUGGCACUCCUGAGUACCUUGCACCAGAAGUUAUACAAAGUAAAGGCCAUGGAAGAGCUGUAGAUUGGUGGGCCCUGGGAAUUCUUAUAUUUGAGAUGUUGUCAGGGUUUCCUCCAUUUUUUGAUGACAAUCCCUUCGGUAUAUAUCAGAAGAUUCUUGCUGGCAAAAUAGAUUUCCCGAGGCAUUUGGAUUUAUAUGUAAAAGACCUUAUUAAGAAGCUGCUUGUGGUUGACAGGACAAGACGAUUAGGAAAUAUGAAGAAUGGAGCAGAUGAUGUGAAGAGACAUCGAUGGUUCAGGUCUAUAGAUUGGGACGCUGUACCGCAAAGGAGACUAAAGCCUCCCAUAGUACCAAAAGUGUCCAAUGAUGGGGAUACUUCCAAUUUUGAAGCUUAUCCUGAGGACGACUGGAACAAGAUGCCUCCAGUACCCCCUAAAGAUCUAGAAAUUUUCAAGAACUUCUGAAAGCGACAUCUACACUGGACAAGAAACUGGAAGGGAAUUGAAGUGCUAAGAAGAAGUCUGAAGAAGAAUGGAGUUCAUAUGUAAAUGAAGACUUUCUUUGUGGAUAAGAAUGAUACUGCGUUCAGAUACACAUCUUAGUAUAGAUAAAAUACGUUGGAGGCAGACAAGAAUAAUUUUUUGCUGUAAACAUUUGACAUUAGUAAAUUGUAAUAUUGAUAGUCUACUCUGAAGUAGACUCACUAAAAUGAUAUAUUUUAGGAUUAUUUUUUUUAACUUAUGGUUUAGUUAAGUUUCCUGCUAUUUUGCAUAGUUAACUCAUAGACUUAAUUUUAUAAGUUUAUACUAAACUUGUGUAAUUAAAAGCACAAAUUAGUAUAUAUGUAUAUAAUGAAUACAAUACAACUAAAGCACAGGAACUGUGCAAAGAUGUAAAUUUUUGUACUUUGCAGAGUCUAUGAUUUUUAUUUUUCAGAUAAUGUUUUUCAAGAAGUUCUCUAGGAAUAAAAAUCUUAAAAAGGAUAAAUGAGUUUUUCAUCAUCUUAUAUACAUUUUAUAAUUCUUUGUAAAAAGUAAAAGUAAUUAUGUUUUAAAAAAGGUUUGUACCUAAAAUUUCCAAUGCCUCACACUUGCAACCAUAGUACUUGAAAGCAGAAAGACAAGGGCAUGUUUUAUUGUUAAGAUGCAUCUUAAUGGCUAAUUCAUGGAGUUCUGUUACAGUGAUGUCUCUUUACAAACCAGGAUACUGAGUGAUGAUUCACUGUCUGAAAUGAGAUUCCUCACAUGGAGACUCUGUAAACGUUCGGUUCAGUGCACACCGAUAAAAGGACUCUAACAGGCUCUUACAGGAGAUGUUCUCUCUCAGGCUUGCUGUCUUCUCUAAAUGUGAUGCACAAGCCAUAACAGACUUCUUUCAUUGUUGAAAUAGUUGUUGUUGAAUGCUUGGCACUUUGGAAUAUCAGAGGGAAGAGCCUGAUUUUUCUGCUCCUGCUUUUGGAAAUGUCCUGAAGUCUCUGCUGCCAGGAAUUUGAUAUAUACAGAGUUCAAACCUUAGAUGUAAGGAGUCUCUUCUUUUCAUCCUGUACUUACUAUCUUUCUAGGAGCUUGAGUACACUUGAUUUAGGAAGUAUUUGCAAUACUGUUUCAUUUUAAGUAGCACCAAAUAUCAGUAUGUGCGUAUGUAUGAUGCAUCUACGUAUAUGAAUACACAUAAACAUGAAAGUAGAUUGUAUACAAGUCAGGAUCUUUUUUUAGGCUUUUUUCACGUUGCAAAUUGAUACUUGUGUUACUGUAAGGGAAUUGAUUUUGAAGUGCUUUGAUUUACAUUCUUUCAUAUGUUGUGGUUUUAGAUAACUUUCAGUGAAAUUAUAAUAUCUAGACCAAAAAUAUAUUUUUUAAAAGCACAUCAGAUCACUGAAGCUCUGCUACUACGACUGAUGGGCUCUAUGUAAAACUGUUUAAGUAGAUCAUACAGACAGUUUCUUCCCCAAACUGGUCCCCACAUUUUUGAUCUGCAAUGCCAUAAGAAAUGUAGUUCAAAGAUUUAUUUUUCUGAACUAAAUCCUGAAUCCUUACGAAGUAGUCAUUCUAUUAAUUGCUAAUUAAAUUAAACUGUUCCACAAGUUGGUGGCCCCAGCUGCCACUCAGUAAAUACUGUGCAGGAAUGUAUAAUGGAAUGCAGGAAAAUCCAUAGUAAAUGAUCGUUUUAACCUGGUAAAAAUACCUUAUUCUCUUAAAAAAAUUAAUCUGUUCCAUUGUAUUUGUAUCUGUGAAAUUAGUUAUUCCAAAUCAAUCGGAAAAACUGAAGCACACAGCUUACUUUGUCUAAGGGGAGCAAGCAUAGUUUUUAAUGUGUAAGCUUACAGUAUUUUGUAGAAUCUGAGUACUACAAAACCAGUUUCUUAUUUUAAAAUGUACAUAGUGCAACAAGCAAGUGUGCUAAAUACAGGUUUUUUUCAAUUUUAAAAACUGUCUUCAAAGUCUUCAAAGCUGAAGAAAUGAAGUUGCAUUUGACUAAUGUGCCACAAUAGUGGUUAGAAGUCUGGAAUGCUUGAACAACAGGAGACAGUGGAUUUUCUUUUUAUUUAUCUUAUCCAUUGCUGGCAGUGGAUGCACUGACACUCAUUAUGAUAGAGACUAAAAAAAAAAAAACCCAAAUACAAUCUUCUUAAUAAUGCUAAUUCAUUUACUUUAUAUUAUUUCCGGAGCCAUGUGUACAGAUGCUUUACUACUGACCUCGUCAAAAUGCUUCCUAGUACAAAACUGCUUUCAAAUAUUUUUAAAUUAAAACCCUUUAAUUAAAAAUCACCCCAAACAUUUUUCAGUCAUUAUUUUAAGUGAUGAGUUAUUUUCUCUACACUCUUGAACUUAAUGAGCUGUUGUUACCUGUCCGUUUUAUUUAUUUGCAAAAGUGAGUCUGGUUUAAGUAUUUACUGGGACUUCAUGGCCCACUAAUAUAGUUCUGUCUGAGUGCUCAUGCAGAAGUCCCUGGAUACACACUGCACUAAGUACUGUGGAUUUAUGUUUUUUUUUUUUUAAGCAGACUAGAACACUUUUAUUUUAUAUUGAAGUAUGGUAUUCUCUGAAGUUCAUUUUGUUAUGGGUAGUUUUGUUAACACAUGUUUUUGCGUAUAGACUGUUGCAUAAGGACUGUUUUCUUGCAAGACCCCAUAGGCCUUUGGUAUUCUGCUUUGGUGAACAAGAAUGUUAAACAUUAAAAAACAACCUUUAUUUUUGAGUUUUAUAUAUCUAUAUUUUUAAUUGCCCAAUUUGAGGUUUUAAGUGAUAAACAUGCAUUGUAAACUCAAUUGCCUUGUAACCAAAUGAUAUAAAUGUUUCAUUAUAUCAAUGGAGAACCUGCUGUAGAUUUUCCUGUAAAUUAGCUUAUCAAUGAAUAUGUGUGCUACUGAGCUUUAACUGUGAUCUUCCACUGUAGAAAGUCAUUGUUAACAGAUCAAAUAUAGGUACUAAACUAUGUUUAAAUGGAUGAACAGGGAUUUUUGCAGUUUUGAAAGCAAUUAAGAUAUGGCUGUUCCGCAGCCCAUCUGCUUGCCUUUCAGAAGAGUUGUGAUGCAGUGCUUCCUGUGCUAUAGAAUUAUUUUUCAGCUUUCAAUGACUGUAGCAUGAUUCCUUUUGGUACUGUACUGUGUACAGGCUUUCCAUGUUUUGCACUUUUCUAUGGCAAACCUUGACUGCUUUAUAAAUACUCCGUUGUGUAGUAAGUAGUGAUACCAGUGGUAGGCAUUUGUGUACUGCAUAAUCAGUUUGAACUGCUAGACUUCAGAGGUUAACUUGGACUAGUGGUGUAUGUUGCUGGUUGCUUGUGGUAGCUCACAUGUGUAAGUACUGUUCAAAGUUACAAAGUCAGCCCUCAUUGCACAAUGAAAAUCACUGUGAUCUGUACAUAAAACCUAGUAAAAUUUUAUUGCUGUUUAAUUUAUGUAAUAUCUGUCAAAUCUGGAUUCAUUAAAUAAACCUUUAUAUCUUUUUAAAUGUUUAAA